AUGUGUGGUUUGUGGGGGUGGUUAGGUGUGGGGGGUUGGGGGGGUUUUGGUGGUGGGUGGGGAAAGGGUUUGGGCCUGGGUGGGGGUCCGGGGGGUUUGGGGUUUUGGGGGGGGUCUGGGGGGGUUGGUGGUUUUGGGUUGGUAGGGGGGGCGGGGUUUGGGGGGCGGGGUGCCUGGCUUGGGGUGGUUUGCCGGGGUCGGUCGGCCUGUGGUCGGGCCCCUGGCGGGGUCGUGUGGGUGUGGUUUUAUGCGGGGUGGGGUCGUGUGGGGUAG
Messenger RNA from Pecten maximus, 273 nucleotides. RefSeq names its product glycine-rich protein 5-like. NCBI's taxonomy places the organism in Eukaryota, Metazoa, Mollusca, Bivalvia, Pectinida, Pectinidae. The record is from RefSeq and is a predicted model, not a curated record. The transcript is spliced from 3 exons. The coding region runs from base 1 to 273 and encodes 90 amino acids.